AUGUCACCUUAUCAGGUUGGUGCUCUCGUGAUUUGUCUUCUCAAGUUCGGUUCACAAGCAGAGGGACCAUGGUCGAUCAUAUUGUUGGUCAACUUUGCACGCAUCCUGGGGCAGAAGAAGAUCAUAGCAUCAUAUGUGGAGACUGUCGAUCCGUGGUGCAAAAGUCGGGUCCGACACCCGAAAGCUUGUAUCUAUUCUGGGAUCAUGCAGUGCGGAUCGCAAGAACAGUUCACCGCCGCCGUUUAA
This is a messenger RNA of Penicillium manginii, 246 nucleotides long. RefSeq lists its product as uncharacterized. NCBI's taxonomy places the organism in Eukaryota, Fungi, Ascomycota, Eurotiomycetes, Eurotiales, Aspergillaceae. The record is from RefSeq and is a predicted model, not a curated record. The transcript has a single exon. Bases 1 to 246 code for a protein of 81 amino acids.